AUGUCUCGCGAGUUCCGUUUCGACGAAAAUGUCUCAGAGAAACAGUUGAAUCACCAAUCAACUUCGCUGGUCGUGCCCAGCAUCACCAGAGCGAGAAUACACAACUCGAUGUAUUACAAGGCCAACCUUGAUGCAGCGUCCCUAAGAGGCAACAGCAUGCUGCAAUUGUCCACAACCAUGCUUAAAGAAUUGGGUACAUGUCGUGGAGCUAGUAGCCGAAUGAGUAUCGUGUGUGGAGGUGUCGAAUUCAAGUGCCUACUGAUGAAAUUGGUACACAUUAGGCCAACAUGGGCUCAAUUGCUGGUAAUCUUGCAAAAGGGUCAUGAAAAGCACUCCAGGUUUGAUAACAAGUAUCUGGUGGUAUUGGUACUUACGUAUUUGCGCUUGCAGUACUAUUUUCUACCAAGGCCCUCAGAGACUUCGCAUUUGAAAGGAAUUCGAGAUUUCAACAAAGAUCAGAACGUAACGGCUGAAAAUCUCAAAAAUCUGCUACUUCUGUACAUCCGUGACUAUCGCAAGGUGAAGUGUAUGGCGCUUGAUGCCGACUGCUGGGUACAAGGCGGGCCACAGAAGGUUGAGAUCAGACAUAUCGAUGAAAUUGUCGAUUGGCUAUGCACCGAGAGUCAGAUCUGGGCUCUUCCCUUGGGGCAGUGUCAAUGGUGCGAUAUUUAUGCAGAAAAUGAAUCAGAGAGCGAGAGCGAAACUGACAGUUCUGAAUCGGGGUCUGACGACGAUUAA
Messenger RNA from Lachancea lanzarotensis, 738 nucleotides. It is a transcript of the gene PRP38, whose product is annotated as LALA0S02e09450g1_1. NCBI's taxonomy places the organism in Eukaryota, Fungi, Ascomycota, Saccharomycetes, Saccharomycetales, Saccharomycetaceae. The record is from RefSeq and is a predicted model, not a curated record. Bases 1 to 738 code for a protein of 245 amino acids. The transcript has a single exon. Gene Ontology annotation, cellular component: precatalytic spliceosome.